Perca fluviatilis (European perch) is the source of this 5113-nucleotide messenger RNA. RefSeq names its product neurotrypsin-like. Gene Ontology annotation, cellular component: membrane. Gene Ontology annotation, biological process: proteolysis. Lineage: Eukaryota; Metazoa; Chordata; Actinopteri; Perciformes; Percidae. The coding region runs from base 279 to 3083 and encodes 934 amino acids. The transcript has 14 exons. The record is from RefSeq and is a predicted model, not a curated record. Gene Ontology annotation, molecular function: serine-type endopeptidase activity.
GAGAGAGGGAAAGAGAGAGGGAGAGGAGAUGCUUGUGGCUCAGGAUUUUGCAGAGCUCAACACUAUUUCAGGAUUAGAUCGGUGUGUGUGUGUUUCCAUCCCGUGAAGCGUUUAUAGUGCCGCACCCUGUCCUCUGUGCGUAAAACCUCCCACGUACAUCAUCAUCAUCACACAACACGUUUUAUUCUUCCAGCAGCUCGGGACGAGUGGAGGAUCACGGUUCACCUCGCGGACAGGUUGGACACAGAGAUGGGAGUGGAGCGGCGGCUUCUCUGGCUAUGACACGGACACACCGGGCGGCAAGGAUGGCUCUGACCAGCCGGGAAAUGUUGUGCUUGAUCGGAACCGCCUGCCUCUGGCUGCCGUUGUGGGCGGAGGUGGUGGCUGAGGACAGUUACUUAAACGAGGUGCAGAACUCAGUGCCUCUGUCCUGCUCUGAGGGAUUCACAGAGUUGGGAUACUACAACGGCACCGUGUCUCAGACGGACUCUGGCGCCCCCUGUCUAAAGUGGACCGAGUUUCCAGACUACGUCAUGCAGUACCCGGGCCGAGGGCUGGGUGACCACAGCUACUGCAGGAACCCAGACCGAGAGUCCAACCCUUGGUGUUUCUUCAGACAAAACUCUGGAGCCAUUGGAUGGGCCUACUGCGACUGCCACCAGGGUGCAGCACGUCUGGUGGGCAGCUCGUCCUCUGGAAGUGGCCGUGUUGAGGUCUACCUGAACAGCCAGUGGGGGGCGGUGUGCGACUCUCACUGGUCAGACAGAGACGCCAGUGUGAUCUGCAGGCAGCUGGGCCUGGGGGACAUUGGCACGGCAUUGCAACACUCGCAGUUUGGCUCCGGCUCCGGCCUCUUCCACUACGAGCGUCUGGGUUGCCGCGGUGACGAGAACACUCUGAGUAAGUGCCGGAGCAGGACGUUCGUCACCGGUGACUGUAGCCAUGGAAACGAGGCCGCAGUGUUGUGUGCGCCACCGGAAGGCAAUGGCUCUCCGCUGCGAUUGGUCGGAGGCGAGGAAGACUUUGAAGGUCGAGUGGAGGUGUUUCACGCAGGAAGGUGGGGGUCCGUCUGCGACGACCAGUGGGACGACAGAGAUGCAGAGGUGGUGUGCAGACAGUUGGGUUUCGGAGGUGUGGCGAAGGCCUGGUCGUGGGCCCACUUUGGUCAGGGUUCAGGCCCGAUCCUGCUGGAUGCUGUGAAGUGCACAGGAAACGAGCUCUUCCUGGAUCAGUGUCCCCAUGGUGACUGGGAGCAGCACAACUGUGACCACAUGGAGGAUGCUGGGGUCUCCUGCAGCCCUUAUACAGAUGGUGUGGUGCGUCUGGUUGGUGGAGACAGUCCAUGGGAAGGUCGGGUUGAAGUUUUCCACAACGGCGACUGGGGGACGGUGUGUGACGACCACUGGGCCCAGCAGCAUGCAGAGGUGGUCUGCAGACAGCUGGGCUACAGGGGUCACGCUGAGCUCGUAUCAGACGGGACGUUCGGCGAGGGCGUCGGCCUGAUCCUCUUGGAUGACGUCCACUGUGAGGGAUCAGAGACCUCUCUUCUGGACUGUCCACACGGGAUCUGGGGCCGGACUGACUGCUCCCACAGUGAGGAUGUGGGUGUUCGCUGCAGGAGCCGACCCAAUCAAGAAACCAAUGAAGUGCCGGUUAUCGCACCCUCCACAGGUCCCCUGGUGCGUCUUGUGGGUGGCAGCAGCAGAAAGGAGGGUCGAGUCGAGGUGUAUCUCCAUGGCGACUGGGGAAGUAUUUGUGACUCAGGCUGGAACAACUUGAAUGCAGCUGUGGUGUGCAGACAGCUUGGACACAGUGGUGGCGCAAUAGCAGCUGGAGGCUUCGGUCAGGGGAAAGGGCCCAUACACCUGGACCAGGUGAGGUGCACAGGGAAGGAGGAGUUCUUGGGAGAGUGUCCCUCUCUGGGCCAGAGCAUCCAGGGCUGCAGACGCAGGGUGGAUGCAGGGGUGAAGUGUGACGUUACCCCGCAGGAGUCAACGGCACGGGCCAAGCCUCAAGAGCUGAGCUGUGGGCUGAGGAAGCUGGUGGAGGAGGAGAGCAAGAGGAGGAACCAGGGGGAGGAAAACAUGCUCAGGACCACGUGGCCAUGGCAGGUGUCAGUGUGGCUUCAGUCUCAAGAAGAAGUUGCCAGUCCUCUCUGUAGUGGCACCCUGAUCAGCCCCUGCUGGGCCCUGACAUCUGCAUACUGUGUCAGCAGGUUUGGCAGCGACCCGUCCAGGUUUGUGGUGCGUGUCGGGGCUUCAGAGCAGACUCUCACCCCGGAGCGGGUGGUGCUUCACAGGAAGUUCAAGGGUCAGAGUGGAGGUCACGAUCUGGCUUUGUUGAAACUACCCAGCACCAAGGGGCACUGUCUGACCUUUGACCUCGAAACCAACGCAGCAUGCCUUCCUGCUGCAGACGCAGCAUCAGGAGGAAAUGCGCCAUCUUCUUGUGUUGUCAUGGUUACCACUGGCUGGACAGGACCAGACUCGGUUCUCGCAUCUUGGGUCCCUCUGAUGUCGUCAUGGCAAUGUAAGAAGCGCUAUGGCGACAGCUUUUCCAGCCACGGCACCCUGUGUGCCGGCAGUCCUCCAGACACUAGCCUCCUCCAUGACGACAGUUGUCAGGGCAACUCUGGAGGCGGGCUGGUGUGUCAGGGGGAGAUGGGUCGAUGGGUCCUCACUGGGGUCGUUGCCGGGGGUUACGGCUGCGCCGACCCCUCCUCUCCCGCGCUCUACACUCGAGUCAGCCGCUUCAGGAGCUGGAUCGAGGAGGUCAUUGACACGCGAGCACAUCCAGAGGAACUGCACGCACACACAAACACACAAGAAGAUCUGACACACGUUGACAAUGAGCUAACACACACACAUGAGGAACACACACACGGAGAGGGCGAGGAUAAAUACUUCCACGUGCAUGACGAGCUUAAACACAUACACGAUCAACAAGAAACAAAUGAAAUCGAUGAUAUUAAACAAAAACACACACGUCAUUCACACACCAAACAGCACGUUAACACACACACUAAAAGCACACAUAGCCACCGUGUUGGGGAUGCCGACACAAACACACAAAUUCUGGUCUGAUUGAGGCCGUGCCAUUGGCUGACCAUCUGUGCCAUGUGACCGCCUGAGGAGGAGGAAGAUGAUAGUAACCUUUAAAAGAAAAGAAAGAUGCUCCUAACUUAGGUCUGUGCUCAUUUCAAAUCUGAACUCAGUGUUGUGUUUGCGGUUGCUAAUCGUCGGACGAGUACAGCGGUGUGGGCAGACCUUCCUGAGCUGCCAGGAUGACAGAGUGUGUGGGUGAUUUGUGGUACUUUACAUGUGAGCUACAGCCUGUUGAGAGGCAGAACAAUAGCUGGUGGGGUCUGCAACGUUUAGGUUGAGCCUGGCAUGCUGAUCAGGGCCUUUCACUGAUACUGAAAAUAAAAAAAAUCAGCAUGGCAUGUAUUUUAAGGACAAUAGUGUUAAAGAUAUUCUGGUGGAUAUUUCUAAGACGGUCACACAAGAAUCUAUGCUAAAAUUCACCUAUUAAUGUGUGUAUUCAGUGUGUUUCGUUAGACAAAUCAAACAAACAAACCACCAGAACAUCUAGAAUAAAGGCUGACUGUAUAUCAUCAUCGUCCCUCUGAGAUUAUAAACACAGAUUAAACUCCUGCAUCAUAUGUCACAAUUGAAAAUUUGAUUUUUUUCCAACAGCGGCUCAUCUCUUCAGGCUGUUGUCUUAUACCUUUACUGGUGAAAGUGCUGUUUCGACCCAUGACUGAGCUAUUUAACCUGGGACCAUACCAAUGAUUCUUGAUGUUUUAGUGUUUAGUGUUAUUAACAUUUAAAAUUGCAGGCUUGAUAUCAGAAAGUCUCUGACUAUUAAUGACUCACCAACCUGAGAGAUUUUUCACAACCUGACAGACCAAAUGUUUUGAAUAGCUUACAACUGAGUUAUAAAGCAACAAUUGAUGCAUUAAUAAAGUCAUUACUUACAAUUGAUAUGAUCCCUUUAUAAAGGAUGUCUUAUUAGAAAGCUUUCUAUUAAGACAAUGCUCACAACAAGGUCUACAAUUAAACGCACACAAUGUACAUAUCAAGUAUUCCCUCAACAAUAAAUGUUAAAUCUGCAUUUAUUUUUCGUCAAAGUCACAUUACUGUUCAGAGGUCCCGCAGCGCAUUUCUUCUCAGAUCAGUUAAACUGCAUUACCUCACAACAAUAUUGGAGAAAAACCUCUUGCAGUGAUGGAUUUCACAACUGAAACAAGAAUCUCCUAAUUGAUUUUUUAUCCCAAAAGGGAAAACUAUAGAAACAAUGUCCACCUGGAAAAAUAUACACAAAAAAAUCCUGAAAAACUACAAUAUGGUUUUCAUCAGCAGUUGAAUCAAGUGUAUCUAUUUUGUUGUUAUUGUAGUUAAGGAGCUAAAACUUGCAAAAACAUUGGUAUGGUCCUUUUUAACUGUACAGGAAAUUCUUUCCUUUCAAAGCCAUUGGAAGCGGACUGUCGGGUCGUAAAAUAUUUUUUUGUACUGAUUCCAGCAGAUGGCUCUAGAUAGAUAGAUGAAUAGAUAGCUACUAUUCCUGAGAUUAGAUAGUAUGUGUUACUGCAUUCAUUCUUGACUGAAUUAGAUAGCCGAACUCUUGAAGUUAAAUGUUGUCUGUUCUGUUGUACUGUGAGCAGAUGUGCAAUCUAACCAGAAGAUGGCGAUAUUGCUCUAUUUUCACAGGCUUGUUGGAUAACAUGGCCCUGAUGGGUCUUUUUAUACUGUUGCUAUACGUGUACGAACUUGACUUGUGCUUUGAUGUACUGUGAACCAUUGUGUCGUGAAGCAUCUUGUAACCUGCAACUGCUGUUUCUCCAACAUGGACCUGUCCAAUGCCUGUUAUAAUCCUGUACAUAAACUCAAUCCUAUCACUACUCCUUCCUUCCUUCCUUCCUUCCUGAGAAUUGAUGUUUUACCAUGCAGAUCCUGUAGGUUAAUGUAAAUAAUGUAUGUCUGUGGCUGGACGGUGUGGGAUCAGUGUAAAGUCUUAAACGCCUUCUUUACCUGUGUUAAACCCGUCAGCUGUUCCUCAGUGUAAUGUGCUGAAUCAUGGAUGAGUAUUAAAACAUACCUGGUGUAAACAAGCA